AGCGCUCCGCCGUCAGUAUAUAAGCCCUCCCUGCCGGCUGCCUUGGAGGCUUCCUUUCAGGUUGUGUUUGGUGUGAGUGAUGAUGAUGUGGAGGUGGCAGAUGGUGGCUCUUUACUUGGUGCUGACAUGGGUGUUGUGUGGCUCGGCCCGAGCUCAGCUGCUUUAUGGUUACUCCUUUCGAGAGGAGGAUGAUCCUAGCUUGUUUGACCCUCCCAGUGACCCCAGCCCUGGUGUGGGGGCUGGAGAUGAUGAGGGCCCUUAUUUUGGUUAUGCUGACCCGGAAACUGGUGGUUCUGAGCCGGCUGUCCUGACUGUGGAUGAUGAUGCUUCUCCACUGGAGGACCAGGCAGUGGAGGCUUGGGAUGAGGCACUUGGGGCAGACUGGAGAAGUGAGGGGCAGGGGGACCUGGUGUUUAGUGAGGAAGACCAGGGCCUUGAUAAAGAGGAGGGUGGCUAUGAGGAAGAGGACCUAAGCCUGCGAUGGACACCACCUGUCCCUGACCAGCAUGAAGACCUUCCUGAGGCGGGCUGGGAGGCUGAUGUGGCCACCACCACCAGCCCAGCCCCUGAGUCACCUGUGGCCUCUCAAAGUGGCAAUUCCUCUGCGGAGGGGGCUGCUGCCACCGACGCCUUCGUGCGGGACUCCUACCAGAAAGACCCGAGCGAGGAGUCCGACCCGCCCCAGCCCGCGGCCAGGGCGCGGCCCGCCCGGCGGCCGGAGAUCGCCUGCGGCAAGAAGAGCAUGAUGAUCAAGUUCUCCCUGGCGCUGUACAGCCGGAUCUUCCUGCAGAGAGCAAAAAUGGCCCUGCUCCCAGUUGCCCGGCUGCCCAAGUUCUGCAAGCACAGGGUCAUCCAGAGUCAGUCCAGGCUUUUGCUGGUGGCCUCCUAUGAUGGCUGCUAUGUUUGGGAUUGGACCAAGCAGAACCAGCGCUUCAUGGCUCUGACCAUCCAGUACUACGACAAGCUCCUGGGGAGGCAGGUGGUUGCCACGGUGUCCUGCCCUGUGGACGCCCCCCUCGACACCCAGCCCUCCGGUGGCCUGUCCAUCUCCUGCAGUGACGUGUGCAUGACCGUACAGCUCCCUCCAGGGCCCCUGGCUGAGGUCCACAUCCUGGACUCUUCCAAGACCCUGGUCCCCGUGCUGCAGACCCCCAGGACCUGUGGGUACUCGCUGGUGAAAGGCGAGGGGAAGAACAUCCUGACUAUCCCCUACACUGCUUGCGAUGUCAAGAUUGUGGGGAGGAGGUACACCAUACAGGUGGCUUAUACGAGUGGCGGCCAGAGGGCGGAGAUCCAGGUGUCCUGCCCUUACCGCCGGCUGAAGCCCAAACAAGGAUGCCACAUUCCCAGGAGUCAGCAGGUGUCCUGUGGUCCCAGGAGGAUGGGCUCCAGCCAGUGUCUGGCCAAGGGCUGCUGUGUGGACCCCGAAACCGCUCACUGCUACUACCCCCUAGAAGAGUGCACCUCGGACCGGCACUUUGUCUUCGCUGUGCAUCGCACCGUCACUGUGCCCCAUGUGGACCCUGCCAGCCUGGUGAUCUCUGGCAACAAAUCCUGCGCCCCUGUGAUCUGCACCCCGGACUUCGCCGUCUUCAAGUUCCCGGUCACUGGCUGCGGCACUCAUGCCUUUGUGGUGGGGGAGACCACAAUCUACCUGGCGGAGGUGAUGGCCAUGGCCAGGCGCAACAGCCUGAACUACGGGGUCAUCACCAGGGACAGCCCCUUCAGGCUGCUGGUGGAGUGCCGCUAUGCGGAGGGGAACCUGGCCAGCACUGGCUACCUGGUGAAGAGCCCCUACCUGCCCAGUGCGAUCCUGUCCCAGGGGGUGUUCGGGGUGCAGCUCAGGAUUGCCACCGAUGAGCACUACUCCCGGUUCUACCCCCAGUACCACCGGCCCCUGCGGCUCCUGCUGGGGAGCCCCGUCUACCUGGAGGUGCGCCUGCUGAACGCCCCGGACCCCAGCCUGGUCCUGCUGGUGCACUACUGCAUCGCCUACCCCCGCUCGGCGCAGGCCGCCUGGGUGCUGCUCUACGAGGGGUGCCCCAACCCCCUGGACUACGGCCAGACGUCCACCCUGCACAUCAACGACAAGGUGCCCCUGCCCAAGCACCACCGGCGCUUCGAGAUCCGCACCUUCCAGUUCAUGGAACGCACGGCGCACCGCUACCUCGACGAGGAGAUCUACUUCAUGUGCUCCACGGAGGUCUGCUCCCCGAAAGUGAGGAAGUGUGUGGAGGGGUGCUUUGAUGGGCGCAAAAUCCCAGUGAUUCCCGAUCCCAACCUGGACAAGCGCUGUGGCAGGAAGCCCUGCCCAGUGAACUCGAAGAGCUCGGAGCUUCCAGCACAGUGAGGGGCUGCUGCAUGACAUCACUCUCUGGGAUCAUGUCUGGGGGGCCUCAAGUUUCAAUGCUGUUAAAUAAAAGUUAAAUAGACUCUC
Messenger RNA from Lepisosteus oculatus (spotted gar), 2437 nucleotides. Its product is annotated as zona pellucida sperm-binding protein 4-like. The record is from RefSeq and is a predicted model, not a curated record. Lineage: Eukaryota; Metazoa; Chordata; Actinopteri; Semionotiformes; Lepisosteidae. Gene Ontology annotation, cellular component: egg coat. Gene Ontology annotation, biological process: binding of sperm to zona pellucida; prevention of polyspermy. Gene Ontology annotation, molecular function: structural constituent of egg coat; acrosin binding.